AUCUGAUGUCACUGCCGCACCUGCGCAGCCAUCUUGUACUUCGAGCGAGGGGCAGAUAGGAAGGAAGAAAGAAAAGGCAGGACAAAAUACCCGUGGUUUGUAUUAUACGAUCAGUAAUGUCCGUCAAGUGACCGACUCUAACGAGAAGACAGUGUUGAGGUGUGAUCGGAGGGGGUAAAUCAGAGGAAGUUGCCCCAGUGCCCCGGAUUUCCAGACGGACAAGUCAUCAUCAUCAUCAUCAUCAAUAUCUCUUCUGCUCGAAGAGGAAAGAGUCAGAUCUCCUGCUGAACCAAACGAAGACACACCAUGAAUCCAGAAUAUGAUUACCUGUUCAAACUGCUCCUCAUCGGUGACUCUGGAGUGGGGAAGUCAUGUCUUCUGUUGAGAUUUGCUGAUGACACAUACACAGAGAGCUACAUCAGCACCAUAGGCGUGGACUUCAAGAUCCGCACUAUUGAACUGGAUGGCAAGACCAUUAAGCUACAGAUUUGGGAUACUGCGGGGCAGGAAAGGUUUCGCACCAUCACCUCCAGUUACUACCGAGGAGCCCAUGGCAUCAUUGUGGUCUAUGAUGUCACAGAUCAGGAGUCGUAUAAUAAUGUGAAACAGUGGCUGCAGGAAAUAGACCGCUAUGCAAGCGAGAAUGUCAACAAGCUGCUGGUUGGAAACAAGUGUGACCUCACCACCAAGAAAGUAGUGGACUACACAACAGCCAAGGAAUUUGCUGAUUCUUUAGCCAUCCCCUUCCUUGAGACAAGCGCUAAGAAUGCCACUAAUGUGGAGCAGGCCUUCAUGACUAUGGCUGCAGAGAUCAAGAAACGCAUGGGCCCUGGAGCAACAACCGGAGGAGACAAGCCCAACCUGUUGAUCGAUAGCACUCCUGUGCGGCAGUCAGGUGGCGGCUGCUGUUGAAGAGCCUGAGCACACACACACACACAACCAUCCCUUCCCCCCAUUAAACACAUUUUCUCACACACACCAAAAAAGCUCAUGGAAAAUUCUCAUGGGAGGAACCACUGCAUUAAGAGCCAAUGUUCUGACCACCUUACGGCUUCUUUUUGAAAUAGAAUAUUUUAUGACAUCAGUCUUCUUGUUUUUAUUGUCCAGCUUCCUGUUUUUCAUAAGAUCCCCCCCCCCAAUUAGCCAUACUCUUUUCCUGUACAUCAGCCCCACCUACAUCAAUAACCCCACCCCUUUGUACUUCAAGUCCAGAAUGGAGCUUUUGUACAGUCAUAUGUUAACGCAUAGAGAUGUCUAUGAUAAGAGAAAAUCUAGGGGUGAUGCUCAAUUCUCCUAUUAAACUCCAGUGGAGAGGUUGUUUAAAUUGAAGAUAACCCAUUUCUCUUGUAUUUCUAAUUUACACGCACACACAAGUUGUAAUGUAUACACUUGAAUGAUUGAGGUUUUGUGUGUGAGGGCAUGGCUUCUUAGGCUGACAGGAAGUCAACAGUGCAUACAAUGUUGGCAAUAUUCUACUUGUGCUCAUCCUACUAGUAUAUUAUUGUUAUUAUGGUGAUUUUUAAGACUGAUUUUUUUUUCUGUAGUUUUGUUUUUCUAAUGAAGGCUUGUACAAAGGCUUACUGCUGUCAAAUGACCUCAUCUGGUAAAGGGGGGAAGACUAUGGUUGUUUUUUUGUUUUUGUUUGUUUGUUGAUAGUCUGGACUUUUUGAGGGGGCCAGGGUUUAGGUUGGUCGAUGAAAGCUACUGUUCCCUCUGUUACCUCAAUGACCUUUGCUUCUUUUGUCCAAACUGGAGCUGAACAUCUGAGUAUCUUGAACUUGGCACAUGUCGACACGGUUGUUUCCUCCCAUUGUCAGCAUUUUUGUGGCUUUGGUGUGGAACCUUUACAUUUUGGUUUAAUUUUACCAUCUUGUUGGGUUGGACAUCCACAGAAGCCAGUUAACCUUAAGUGCUCCCAAAACGGUCCAUCAUGCAUCGUAAGUGUUUGUGCUUAUGGUAAUAUGCGUGUAUUUAUUUCCAUACAGUAAAAAUAUUAGCAUAUUUGUGAGGGCCUUAAUUUUGUCACCAAUUAAAGUGUGUAACAGUUAUAAGGAGCCGGUUCGGUGUGUCUGGAUGAAGGAAUAUUGGGAUUGACUGGUCUUUUAUAGAAGAUCGGAUAUGACCUCCCAUGUUCGUUAAUGAAACUUUAGACCUAACCAUGAAUCAGUCAAUCUCUCUGGAUACCUACAGUACUUUGGGACCUUUCUUAAGAACAUUUAAGUGAAGGAUCUUUAUUUUUAAUGCAGAACCUCGUUCAGAUGUUUCCUUGGGUGAUUUGAUAGGUUCAAAUUGAUGCUGUAGGGCAACCCAGAGCCCCUAUGCUCAUCUCCAUGAGGUUAAACGUCAGUCUUGUCUACAUUCAGCACAUUUCGAACACAGACUCUACUGGUGAUUGCGAUUGAGUCCUGCUAUCUGUUGGCUUGACAACAGUGUUUUGACCUGACUGUUUUAUUAUGUGCAAUUUGGAUCUAUAAAAGCGUAGAUAUCAGAAACUUCACUAGUAUUAGUGCAUCACUCUGUCUUAAUUAGGAUAGUUUCACCGUCAUUAUAUUGGAUCACUUAAUGCCAGUGUAAUCUAGUUUUGACACCACUAACGCUUGCCAAUGCUAACUUAACCACACAUUUUUGUCACUAACAUUCUGUGGUGGAUUUGCUUGUAGUAUUUUGUAACUGAAUUGGUAGUGUUGGGUUGGAGGGGGCAGUAGCAGGGAAAUGGGUGUGCGUGCAGUGACCGAGAACGAGGGAUGGGCAAGGGGCAACUGUGUUUAGGAACAUUCCUUUUGAUUUUAAAAUGAAAAGAUCCAUUGUGGAUCUCACGUUAUGUCUGUGUGAAAUUAAACAGUAUAAGAAAGUCUAAUUUAAAACCCACACACAUUCACACAUUAAAAAUAAGUGCUUUUUUGGGGAUGUUUUCUGAAUGAUCAUUUGUUUUCUCAGAAGGUUUGUUGUUAUGGUUUUUCUUUUUUUUUAAUAUAUGAAUUUAAGAGUUUUGUGCUGUGUGUCUGUUAUCGGAAGAAUUGGGGUGGGGGGGUCGGUCUGAUUAGGAAAGGGGAGGGUUGCUUGUAAAUGUGAUGAAACGUUCUUAUGCUUUUCAACUUUAUUUUUACUUUUUACACAUUAGCGCAUCUAAUUUUUGAAUUAGGACAUGGCGAAGGUAAAAUGGCGAGCACCUCUUUAGUAGUUUCCCUGUCUUAUAUACAGGUACAUGCUCUUUCUCUCCCCAGUUUGCUUGCUCACCCCGGUGCUCUGUUUCAUAGCUGGGUUUGAUCUUGUUUUCUCUUCUAUGUACAUAUUAUAAAUAUAUAUAAUAAAAAUUAUCAACAUGAGAAUUAAA
Molecule: messenger RNA, 3334 nt
Organism: Myxocyprinus asiaticus (Chinese sucker)
Lineage: Eukaryota; Metazoa; Chordata; Actinopteri; Cypriniformes; Catostomidae
Product: ras-related protein Rab-1B-like
Exons: 6
Coding region: 307-912 (201 amino acids)
Molecular function (GO): GTP binding; GTPase activity
Source: RefSeq, a predicted model, not a curated record